AUGACAUCGAUAUCUGGUUUAUGGACGUGGUGGUCGACGUUGAUUCUGUUGCUGUUGCGGUUUACUAGUGGCGAAGAGGAGGGGGAACAAGUGAAUAUUACUUCCGUUACCGAUGAAGUUCCAACAACUACCACACCUUCUGGACCGGCAUCCGCUGAUCGGUUGGGAGUUCCUCGAUGUGAGUCCAACUAUGACUGCGUUCACAAUGGAUUGUGUCGGAAAGAUGCUGAUGGGUACGGUAGAUGUUUGUGCCCGAGAAGCUGCCCGCCAUAUAUACCAAUGGAUUGCAUGAAGCAAGGUUCUUCUUCAUAUUAUCGUCUACGCCAACGAUAUCGUUACGAAUUGCCAUGUGGUGUGAUGGACUCUAGUUACAAAAAGAAAUACGAUCUUCCUAGUCCACAGUGUCAUCAGGGCCGUUGCUCAUGUCCUCCGAUGUUCGACAAUUGGAAAACCAGUGACUCGCCGGUAUUGAAUCUGUUGCCAACGAAGUGUGAUCGAAGAGAGUUGGCUGUUUUGGGCAUUGCAUACCCAUCGGAUGCAGUGUACAAGGGCACUGAUGUAACACUAUACUGUUGCGUGAAUAUGGAUCCUCAAGGACUGAUUGAUGUUGCUGGGGUCUUGUUCGUGCAAAAUACAACAGUUGUUCGUGAGCCAACAAAUCACCCAUUUCAUCAUAUGACGGAGUUUGAAAAGAUGAAUACGCCGUAUUGCUGGGAGUUGGACAUUCGGAAUGUGCAGCUAUCCGAUAGCGGAUCAUAUAUGUGCCACGUGAACGCGAAUCAACAGCCGUCUGUGAAUUACACUAUAGAAUUUCAAGUAAAGGCCCCUCGAACUAUCCAAAAUUUGACGAUAGUCACGAACGAUGUAUCCGCUAAUGUAAGUUGGGAUGUCCAGCAAGGACCACAGUUAAAAAUCGGUUUGAGGUUGGUUCGAAGAACGGGCUUGAACGGCCAAGAGGUGUUCUCGCAAAUGAAUGCUAUAUCACCGGUCACAAUUGGAAAUCUUCGCGCGGCAACGCCUUACAAAUUGUAUGUGACUGUGAAUGAUAGCCAGACGGAUCCUUUCGAAAUUACUGAGCUUUUCAACACAGCCGAGAGCAAGCCACAUCCACCCAAGUACGAGGACGUCCGCGUUUUAAACUCAGGAUCGUCUUUGAUUUGUGAAGUGGAAUGGAGAGCACCGGCUUUGACGAAUGGCCGAAUCAGCAGAUAUUACGUGAGGGUCCAAGGAGCGGUUCGACGUAUGCGUCCUGGUAGUGCACUUGUUGCUGAUGAUUUUCCACCGCCAACAGAUGAGGAGAAAUGUGCUAACUGGGAUGAACGUGAGGAUGCGUCACAUGGAAUCAAUCCUAUCGAAUUCACCACAGAAUUCCUUUCCUGCAAAUAUGGACCGCUCAAGGUAGAGAAACCUGUAACGUCCACAAAUGCUCGUAAUAACUUCCGUUUCAAUUUGGGCCUUCAAAUCGAAACCGAAUCUGCCCAUACUAUGGACCAUAAGGCCUUCAAUAACAACCUCAAUGCUUUGGCAGCUGAGAAGAAAGAUUCUUCGCUUACAUCGCGGAGAGUUAUACCGAAUAUCCCGUGGAUACUGUCAUCGGGGAUGGUCGUGGCAUACCUGAGUCGAUACAAGGCAGAGGACGUGGUUCUGCGACCGGGACUAAAGUACACAGGCUUCCUGAUUGUGAGGGUUGAUAAGGAUGACAAGGAUGAAGUUCAAGGAGGAGCGCACUACAGCAGAAUUUUGGACCCUAUGCGGCCGCGUGCAUACCGUCAGCUUCACCUAAGUGGCCCAGCCUAUGGUUUCAGCGGUUACUUCAAACCGGUUUUUCUGGAGCCAGAAGAC
This is a messenger RNA of Ostertagia ostertagi, 1842 nucleotides long. Lineage: Eukaryota; Metazoa; Nematoda; Chromadorea; Rhabditida; Trichostrongylidae. The record is from the annotation of a GenBank genome assembly.